AAAAUGUAAAAGGAUAAUUGAGGGAAAAUGCCGUUUGACGCUGUUUCUCCUGAAAUAUCCAAGUCUGCCUUGCUUUUGCCUUCCCAACCCAGCGUUAAGUCUGGUAGUUUCAGCAAUCUGUUUGAGGCAGGAACCGGUGUGAACGCACCUGCAGAUGCCUUUGGUCAGUCUCCAGCUCACUUGGCUGCUUGCGGUGGUGAAGCGUUUUUCCUACUCUGGCAACUACAGACAGGAGCAAAUUUGAACCAACAGGAUUGCCUUGGAGAAGCUCCAAUUCAUAAAGCAGCAAAAGCUGGAAGUUUGGAAUGUCUCGCUCUCCUUGUUGCUGGCGAUGCCAAAAUUGACUUGUGCAACAACAGUGGACAGACAGCAGCAGAUCUUGCACUGGCUUAUGGCUUUCUGGAAUGUGCCAAGUUCCUCACGACAAUUCAGCACACUCAGACAAUGAAACUGAAAGGACGGUCUGGCUACUUGCUCAGUGACAAACAUGGGUUGCUGAGAGAGGAUCCAACUGCACAGAAACAAGAAAGUAAACCCGGCAGAUCCAUAAGCAGGAAGAGAAGAAGAUCAGAUGGUGUGUAAUACAGUUGGUUUAAUACAAUUCAGAAUAUUUUUCUAAAUGUUUUCAGCAUCCAAGUAAAUGGUUUUAUACACAUAGCAGUUAGAUGUAGAAGCCUGCUAGUAAGGAUGAACUUGCAUAGGUAGUUAAGGUCAUGGUCUUUUUGGAAAUGGACUGUGCACGGGGAAUGCCACUGAAAAAGCUACUUUAACAAAGGGAAAAAAAAAAUCAUAGGUACUUUUACUGGUGUACUGAUGUAGAAGCUACAGACUUAUUGUUGUUUAUUCAUAUGACAGAUCUUGUUUCCUAGCUGCUAGAAGAAACAGCUUGUAAUCCCAACAUGAAAUGUGGCAAAUCCAAAGUGAAGAAACAUGACUGGAUGAUACAUUGAGCAGCCAGAUGUAUAUGCUGGGACAUUGUCUCCUUCUGAGAAGGAGGAAAGCUUGUAUAUUGUUACUUCUUACAGAAGAAUGUUGUGGUUUCCCCCCCCAGUAGUUGUAUUCAUACAGCUAUAAAUAAAUGAGCAUGUGAUGACAAUUAA
Myiozetetes cayanensis is the source of this 1100-nucleotide messenger RNA. It is a transcript of the gene ANKRD37, whose product is annotated as ankyrin repeat domain 37. Bases 28 to 582 code for a protein of 184 amino acids. Lineage: Eukaryota; Metazoa; Chordata; Aves; Passeriformes; Tyrannidae. The record is from RefSeq and is a predicted model, not a curated record. Gene Ontology annotation, molecular function: protein binding. The transcript is spliced from 5 exons.